This is a messenger RNA of Medicago truncatula (barrel medic), 2031 nucleotides long. RefSeq names its product IAA-amino acid hydrolase ILR1-like 6. Gene Ontology annotation, molecular function: hydrolase activity. The record is from RefSeq and is a predicted model, not a curated record. The coding region runs from base 221 to 1651 and encodes 476 amino acids. The transcript has 5 exons. Gene Ontology annotation, biological process: auxin metabolic process; jasmonic acid metabolic process. Lineage: Eukaryota; Viridiplantae; Streptophyta; Magnoliopsida; Fabales; Fabaceae.
GAAAACAGAAAAAGAAAAAAGUAAAGUAAAUUCUCUUUCUCUCUCUCCGUCCAAAUUUUUUAAAGUUCUUUUAUCCGCACGUGUUCGAAUUCUCCAUCCUCCUUCUUUUUCUAUCUCACCUUCUUCAUGACUCUCAUCCUUAGACCUUACCCCUCUCUCUUAUGUUCCUUGCUUUGCUUCAUGUACUUUCUUCCAACUGAAAAAUAAAAAAAUAAAAAAAAUGAAAUUCCGAAACUCUUUAUUUUACUUUAUGAUCAUAUUUUCAUCAACCGUUAUAAUUCUGGAACACUUCGCGGUUUCAACCGCCGUGAAAAUACCUUCCGCCGCUUACGACCGUGUUUUGUUCUCCGAUCGGAGAUGCUGCGAUCGAGAGAACAACGAGUUAACUCUCUCACCGUGCAAAAACGUGACACGGAAGGCUAAGACAGCGACGAACUGCGAAGUUUGGAACGAAGCAUGUUCAGAAGCGGUGUUAAGCGUAGCACGGUUGCCGGAGACGGUGGAGUGGUUGAAAAGUGUUCGGAGGAAGAUCCAUGAAAAUCCGGAGUUAGCUUUUGAGGAAAUCGAGACAAGUCGUUUGAUAAGAAAGGAGUUGGAUCUGAUGGAAGUUAGUUAUCGUUACCCGCUCGCGAAAACCGGUAUUCGUGCUUGGAUCGGUACUGGUGGACCGCCUUUUGUUGCCGUUAGAGCUGACAUGGAUGCACUUCCCAUCCAGGAGGGUGUGGAGUGGGAGUACAAGUCUAAAGUUGCCGGCAAAAUGCACGCUUGUGGGCACGACGCACAUGUGGCGAUGCUCAUUGGAGCUGCCAAGAUCUUGAAAACUCGAGAGCAUUUAUUAAAGGGUACUGUAAUUCUGUUAUUCCAGCCAGCAGAAGAAGCUGGGAAUGGUGCAAAGCGAAUGAUACAAGACGGUGCUUUGGAGGAUGUGGAGGCUAUAUUUGCAGUUCAUGUAUCCCAUGAGCACCCGACUGGUAUGAUUGGGUCGAGGCCUGGACCCCUGUUGGCUGGAUGUGGAUUUUUCAGAGCCGUGAUAAGUGGGAAAAGAGCCUCUGCUGCGAACCCUCGUAACUCUGCUGAUCCUGUUUUGGCCGCUUCAGCAGCAGUUAUCAGCAUACAGGGCAUUGUCUCCCGCGAAUCAAAUCCAUUGGAUUCACAGGUCGUGUCUGUAACUUCAUUUAAUGGAGGCAAUAGUCAUGACAUGAUACCAGACUCAGUGGUCAUUGGUGGGACCUUCAGAGCGUUUUCUAACACCAGUUUUUACCAGCUGCUAGAAAGAAUAGAGCAGGUAAUUGUGCAACAGGCUAGUGUUUACAGUUGCUUUGCAGAAGUUGACUUCUUUGAAAAGGAGUACACUAUUUACCCUCCCACGGUUAAUGAUGACCAAAUGUAUGAGCAUGUGAAAAAAGUGUCCAUCGAUUUGCUGGGUCAAAAGAAUUUCAGGGUAGUCCCACCUAUGAUGGGUGCUGAAGAUUACUCUUUUUACUCCCAGGUCAUUCCUUCAGCUUUCUUCUACAUAGGGAUAAGGAACGAAACACUAGGGUCUACUCACACAGGACACUCUCCACAUUUCACGAUCGAUGAAGAUGCUCUACCAAUAGGAGCUGCUGUUCAUGCCACCAUUGCAGAGAGGUACCUCAAUGAACAUGGUUGAUCUCGGAAACCAUGUCCUUUCCACUUUGUACAAAACCAGUACACUGGUUUAUCCGUCCUCCUCAUGUUCUCUGUUUAUUUGUUGCUUGAGGUUAAGGAACGGUAGAAACCAGGUUAUGAUUUCCUUCUGUAGAAUGUAGGCUCAAAAUAGGAAAGGGAAGAGAUGGGGGCACAAUAUAUGUAUAAAAUAUGUUCAGUUUCUGGAGGCAGAUGUCCUUCAGUAUAAACUAUUAAAUAAUAAUUUAAUCUAAGGAGAUCCUGGUGUAAGAUUGACUUUUCCUUAAUGAUAUCAGUCUAAUACGUAGGCUAAUGCUAUACUGGCAAUACUGUAAUGCCAGCAGACUGAGGAUAACAGAGUAAAUGAAGUAAUAGUUAGUAGUA